AAUUUACUCUUCAAGUAUUAUUAAAGCUACGUCUGAUAGACGUAGCAUGCAUAAAUAUUGCCGCUAAAAUAGGGAAGUUAGCCACUAGAAAGGAUACGGACAUGGAUGGGUUCAGGUGCAAGCCGAUGGCACUGGGCAGCAUGGACUAGAUAGGCCAAAUGGCCUGUUCCUGUGCCGUAGUGCUCUAUGAAUGAAAGAUACUGCCAAUUAUUGAUGCAGUAUAAAGCCUGGGCUCUCUUACCGUGUUAAAGGCACGAUGUAAAUGUCGGGGGAGGGGGUAAAAUGUUAUUUCUUCUCAUCCCAUGAGUUUUAGUGAAAGCUAUCUCUCGUUUUUAAUUCAGACGAACACACCUUAGUCUCUUGCGCGAUAAAACCUCGAAAGCAAUUUGCAUAUUUUUGCAUAACUAACAUAGAAUCAACUCCCGAAAGUUGCUCUCCCCGGGAACAGACACUGCUCAGGUCGCCUGGAGUUGCUCUAUAUGCGCAUGCGUGCACGGGCGGGCCCCGGACCUGAUUUUCGUGUUUCCACGGAGACCACAGCUGGGGGUUUUGACAAUGAACAACCCCGAGGUGGUGUUCACGUUGUUUUACGUCGUUUUGUGCUUCUGCUUCGUUUUAACCCCGACUGAGUUCCGUUCGGCGGGAUUGACGGUGCAGGAUCUGCUGUCCGAUCAGCUGGGCAGCGAGCAGCUGGCCUUCGUCCACUACCACAUCCGCAGGACGGCCGCCACUCUCGCCGUGCACUCACUACUGCCCCUAGGUUAUUAUGCUGGAAUGUGUUUUGCAACUUCUGAUGAAAAGCACUACUAUGUCCUUGUGAGCAAGGGAUGGAUUAUUUACUUGGCGAUAGCUGUGCUAAUUCCUGUCAUUGUUAGUCUCAUCGUUUGGUAUUGGUCCUUGAAUAAUUGGGGCAAUCAUCCGAUAGCCCGAAGCCUUGCACACUAUGCCCUUCCUCAGUCCAGUUGGAGAGCUGUGGCAUCUUCUGUUAAUACAGAGUUCCGACGGAUUGAUAAAUUUGCCUCUGGUGCACCAGGAGCCCGAGUUGUUGUCACUGAUACCUGGGUGAUAAAGGUGACUACGUAUCGUGUUUAUAUAGCACAGCAACAGGACAUUCACCUCACCCUGACUGAAUCAAGGCAGCACGAACUGUGUCCUGACUUAAAUACACCAGUGCAAUUCCUCACAAUCCGAGUGGGCAUCAUCAAUCCACAUAUCACACCAUUUGACAUUAGGUUGAAUUCAACAGAAUAUGGUGAACUGCGUGAGAAGCUCCAUACUACAAUCCGGAAUGCCCAUAAUGUGGUCAUCCAUCAGUCUCUGAGUGACAUGUUUUUGGACACAUUCAAAAUCCAAGUAGAAUUGAAUCAACGUUAUCAUCUUUCUGGGAAUCAGGAACUGGAGCCAUGCAUUGGCUGUAUGCAGACAGCUGCUAACAUCAAGCUUGUCAAAGUCUGUAUGGACCCAACUGAGGGUGAAUGCCAACAGUGCUACUGUCGUCCUAUGUGGUGUCUGACCUGCAUGGGGAAAUGGUUUGCCAGCCGCCAAGACCAGCAGCAUCCAGAAACGUGGCUUUCAAACCGGGUGCCUUGCCCUACUUGUCGAUCAAAGUUCUGCAUUCUUGAUAUCUCUAUUGUUAGCUAAAAAUUACUUGUGAGCCUAGUUGUCUGUUUACAUGCAAGAUUUCAUUUCUGGCCUUGUGCAUUCUGGUACUGUAAUAACAACCAAUUUUUGUUAGAUGGUUUGAAUGCCUCUGAAAGUUACAUUAUUCACUUGUUUACAAUUUUGACCCAAGGAUUUGUGAGUUGCUGCCUCAAAAUCCAACAAACUGGAGGAGUUUCUGUAACAAAAUUCCUGAGGUAUUCAUUCUCUUUUUUACUCCAUUGCAGAGUGGCGCAGUGCUGCAGCAGUUAGUGCUGAUGCCUCAUUGUCUUGGAGAUGCAUGAUCAGUUUUGACUUUGGCUGCCAUCUGUAUGAACUUCCACAUUCUCCCUGUCAUUCCAUGCAGUUGUUCCAGGUUCACCAGUUUUCUAUAUAUCCCAAAGAAGUGCUGGUAGCUAAUUGGCUACUGUAAAUUGUCAUCUUAAAGGAUCAAGGGAAUAGUUUGCAGAUCUGAAGGAGAAUCUGUUGCAGGGGUACUGGAAGUAAGAGGAGUGGAUUAAGGUUGAUGGAAUCAUUGUGGUUGGUGGUAUAGAUUCAAUGGGCUGAGUGCCUUUCUUCUCUGAUGUAAUUAGCAGGUUAAAUUUAUUACACCUAAACUGAAACCUGUGUCUCCAUCUGGUGGGAAGGUUAAAAUCUAAUGGCUUUUGUCACAGAAGAAGUCAGAUCAAGAAUUCACUACAGGGAGGUGGGGGGGGGGGGGGUCACAGCUAACACUGCCCCACAGUGCUGGGUUCAAUCCUGGCCUAAGAUGCUGUGGAGUUUGCACAUUCUUCCUGUGACUACCUGGCUUUCCUCCUACGUUCUCAAAGGUUUGUACAGGUUGGUUAAUUGGCCAUUGUAAAUUGCCUCUUGAGUUCAGGUGAAUGAGAAAUCUGGGAGGAGAUGAUUAGAAAAUGCAGAGAAUAAAACUGCAAUUAAAGAGGGAUUGGUGUAAAUGGAUGGACAAUGGUCACGUAAGGUUUGGCUUGAUGGGCUGAAGUGUCUGUUUCUGUGUUGUGUGAGUGGGUGACAAUUGAACUCUUAGAAGUUAUUUUAAAUUGCUUGAACUGUUUCUGAACUUCAAACUUGUAUGUUUUAUAUAAUUCUAAACUGUAUUUUAGCUUUAUACUUCAGAGGCAAUGAUUACUUAUUUUUAUAUCUGCAGUUGUCCACAUUAUCACUACAAAUUACACGAUUACUGCAAAAAAAAACAUAAUAAUGGGUAGCAAUUGAGAGAAUUGAGAUGUAUUUUUUUAAACACAGUUCUACUUUAUGAACAAUUGCUGAAUCCUGUUGCUAUCAUGGUGAUGGGAUUUUCUGAUCUCCUACAGGAAAAUGUUAUUAGCCAUUGCAUUUUCUGGGACAGGGUGUUCUUCAACUGCACUUUGUUAGUUCCCUGAUUAACAGAGGCAUUGGGAAGCUUGGAUUUAUUACCUAACAGAGAUUUUGGUAAUAGACCUUAUUGAAGUUCAGUAGUCUAAUGAUGAUGAUGCUUCCACAGUUCCUCCAGUAGAGGGAGGAAAAUGGUGCGACUCUCUCUAGCUUGUUUAACAAUAAAUGCAAAGAAUAGUGUGUUGCAAUUUCAUUUUAAAUCCUUGUAGAUGUACAGAAAAGACAUUGUUCUCAUUCACAUGAAACGAUGAUUUAACACAAUUUUUACACUCUGAAAUCAUCAGUAAAGGCCAUUUUAAUUCUUUCCAUCUGGUAAUAACAAAAAUGUACAUUUUGAUUAAACUAAACAGCAUUUGAAAAUUGUCAUGCUGAUUGGGUUUUCUCUAGGAUUAAGUCUAGGCUCUUGCUGACCUUGCUCUUUGUUCAAUGAGAGGGAAAACCAAUACAUUAGCGAAGAAGAUUCUUAGUUCUGAGAACAUUGAUGUGGAAUUUUCAUGGUUGGAACUAAGGAACAGCUGUAUAUUGACCAUCAAUAGUAGGGAUGGCAUUAAACAGGAAAUCGGAUCCAUAAAAUAAGGACACAACUCUAAUCAAAGGAUAAUUGAUGUACAGUUAGGUCAAACAAAUCGAAUUACAAAUAAUACUGUCGAGGAGGAAUUUCUGGAGUAUAUGCAAGGUUGAUACCAGUAUGGUCAGGAGACAGGCUGUCCUAUUCUGGGUGCAGUGUAAUCAGAAAGGAUUACUAAACAAUCGUGAGGGAAAAGAAUAAUCCUUCUGAUCAUAACUAAUUCUUCAUUAAGAUGAAAAGUUAGAGUUGAUUUUGAAAUGUGUUCCUGAAUCAAAAUAAGCAAUAAUAUUAUUGAGCCAGAGUUGAAAACAUAUAGGUACGGCAGUGGAUGGUCAAAAGCAUAUCUUUAAUGAGAGUGUGAAUUAAUGGUAACAGUCAUUCAUUCUUGUCUGAUGGAAAACUAAAACAGAAAAGGUGACUCAUCUAUGAAUUUCAACAUCUGUGAGGGUUAAUAUCAAAUUUCUGGGGGAAAAGUAGAGAAAAAGCCAGUUAAAGUGGAAACCUGAGGAUUUGGAGCCAAUUAAGGGGGACAAAAGGGUUGAUACAGAAAAGAAAAACAGUGUGUGCACAACCUAGAGAGCACAAACUAAUUGUAAAGGCCUUGAUAGAUAAAUGAGGACAAAUGUAGGCCACUACUGUCAGGAACUGGAGAAAAAAGAUGGCAAGCCAAUUAAGUACAUAGUUUGGUUCUGCAUUCACAAAGGAAACAAAUAAUCUUACAGAAAAAUAGCAUUGAGUAAGAGGGAGGAACUAAAUGAAAUAAAUAUUACAAGGGAAAUAAUUUGGGGGAAAUUAGAGGGAUUAAAGAUUGAUAAAUCCGCAGCCCUGAUGGUCUGCAUCCCAAAGCAUUUCAGGAAGUAGACCUAGAAAUAUGAGAUGCUUUGAUCAACUGGAACUUUUGCAGUGGAUUGGAGGACAGAUAAUCUGACUAUUUAAAAAGAGGCAGAUAGAGAAAAGAGGGAAACUAGAGACCAGUUAUCUUAGAGAUCAAUAAUAGGCAAAUUGCAAGAGUCCAUUAUAAAUGAUGUAAUAGCCUGGGACUUGUGGAAGAGAGAUAUGAUCUGACAAAGUUAACAUUGGUUAAAGGAAAAUUAUACUAGCAAUUCAACUGGAAUUUUUUUAAUGAGCUUUGUUUCAACUUUAAGAAACUUUUUGAUAAAGUUCACAUGUAAAAGAUAUAAGAGAUUGGUAUAUGAAAUUAAACCACUUAGGAUUGAGAGCAAAGUGUUGACGAAUAGAGAACUGGCUGUCUGAAAAGAAACAGAAAUGGGUCCUUUUUUCCCCAAAUUGGCAGAUAGUAUCUUGUGGGACCAAUCUGAUCCUUAAAUAGGCUAUGGCUUGCCCAUCAAGCAUAUUACUUGUCAUGGAAUAUUGUGUUCCCAUCUAUUCUACUUAUGAAAUCCAAUUAAUAUGUUUACAUUCUAGUGUAAUUUAUAAAGCUGCCACCUUGAGAUUCUUGAGUGUUUUAAUCUUUGGUGCUCUAAUAAUGUUCUCUAAUAUGAAGUGUCCCAUAUGUUGAUCUUGUGAUAUGCAUAAUUAAUGAUGUUCUUAUUCAAACACUUUGAUUUGGGCAUCUUUGAGGCCAGCAUUUAUUAACCACUGCUCUCUCUCCUUGAAAGUGAAGGCGAGUAGCAUUCUAGAACUGUCACAUUAUGGAAAUGUAAUCCCAUUUGUUGUGUUGAGUUCCAAAAUUUUAAACCAGCCAUGAGAAAGAAUUGGUGAGUCAGGAUGGGGUGUGAUUUGACACAAUACUUGCUAUUGGCAUUGUUGCUGUGCUCUUGCUAUCAUUUGAAUCACAGCUUUGGAAUAUGCUUGGUAAAUACUGUAAUGUGCAGCCUCAUUGUAUUGAAGAUGGAAGAAGUGAAUAUUUGAACUGGAGUGCACAAUGCUAAUUAAGCAAUGUUUUGAAUGUCUAUUGAUCAAAAGUAUAAGGAGCAUAUCAUAAAUUGAUAUUGUAAGCAAAACUAUAGUUAGAUUGAUUUCUGUUGUCAAAACAUUUAGAAUUGAGAAGGAUAGAUCAUGGUUUUUUUUUAAUGCCAGGUCAAUUACCUUUCAAUAAUGGAAACUAGAUACUGCAUUUUAAAUCUCAGAAUAUCUUUCAUACAGACAAAAUUACCAAUCAUUUAUAUCCAUCCAUAUAGAUGGGUUUCUUCUAAUUAGUGUAUCCCAAUAUAAAUACUCCAUCUGUUUGAACAUGCUGGUACUUUAUAUUUAAGUCUGUUACCAUAGUUUUUGAAAUGUACAUAGCCAGUUCAAAUUAAUUAUUCAUUUGCAAUGGAUUGCUUACAAACUUAAAAUAAUCCGUCUUUCAUCUAUAUGUCACUUUUUUGAUGAGUAAAUUAGCUUUCAGCACACUGAUGAAUUUACUUAUUUUUCCCCACGAGGAAUGUAACUAAUUAUUGUGCGACUUUAUAUUCACUUUCUUUUUCCACCUCUUAUGAUAUCUCUGGAUUAUGUGUGACUGUUUGGGCAUAUUGAAUUUUGCCCUUUUCACUAUUUUGUGAUCUUUAAUCCAUUCUUCAAUAUACAUCCUGAAAUUCUUUUUCUUCACAAACGUCCACAAAAACAGAGGAGUGCCCCAAAGAAUGAAUGACAGUUAAAUGUUAGAACCCCAAAGCCCCCCCCCCCCAACAUUAGCGGCAACAAAGCACAUUGUGAACUUGGUAUGUACUGGAUGGCUUCCACAAGAUAGUUAUUAUCCUCUGCAACUUCCGCCACCUUCAACAGGACCCCCGCCACUAAGCACAUCUUUCCCUCUCUACCCCUCUCAGCUUUUAGCAGGGAUCGUUCCCUCCACGACUACCUGGUUCACACGUCCCCCCCCCCCCCACAGAAUCCCCAUCUGCCAUUUAUCCCUGCAAGCGCAAAUGCUACACCUGUCCCCACACCUCCCCCCUUACCACCAUUCCGGGCCCCAGACAGUCCUUCCAGGUGAGGCAACACUUCACCUGCGAGUCUGCUGGAUUCGUCUAUUGCAUCUAGUGCUCCCGGUGCGGCCUCCUCUACAUCGGUGAGACCCGACGCAGAUUGGGUGACUGCUUCAUCGAGCACCUAUGCUCCGUCCGUCACAAUAGACAGGACCUCCUGGUUGCCACCCAUUUCAAAUCUGCUUUUCAUUCCCAUCUAGAUAUGUCCAUACAUGGCCUCCUCUACUGCCAUGAUGAGGCCAAACUCAGGUUGGAGGAGCAACACCUCAUCUACCAUCUGGGUAGUCUCCAGCCUGGUGGUAUGAACAUUGAAUUCUCCAAUUCCCCCCUGCCCCUUCCCCUAUCCCAGGUCCCUCUCUGCCUCUCUCCCCUUUCAACUUUCUGCUUCUUUAUCUCUAAGGUUCUUUCAUGCUUAUCCCCUCCCCCCUUUAUCUUUCUUCUGAUUGGUUUUCCACCUGGCGCCUCUAAGCCCUACCCCCUCCCCUGUCUCUAUUACUGGGCUUCGGCCUCUCUUCCCCCCCCAUUGCUAAUGAAGGGUCUUGGCCCGAAACGUUGGCUACUCUUAUCUCACGGAUGCUGCCUGGCCUGCUGAGUUCUUCCAGCGUUGUGUACGUAUUCUAGUUAUUAUCUUGCAGUUAAUAACCUGCAAAUGCCAAAUUCUAUUACAAUCAAACACUAAAUAAGGUCUGGUUAAAGUACAUAAAUGGAUUUUGAAGCCUGGGAGAUGGUGGAAAGCUAGAGUGGAAAGAAAAGUGUUGCUCUUAGGAGUUAUAACAUCAAAAUCUGAACAGGAAUGGAAGAUGUGGAGGAACCAAAAGCUAUGGAUCCCUUUAGAUAGCAGAGUGUGUAGGUUAGGUAGCUAAGAAGAAAUGGAAUGUUAGUUGAAUCAUGUAAUAAAGCAGAAAGAUGUCAUAACACAGCUAUCUAUGUAACAUACACUCAGCAGCCCUAUUAGGUGCAGGAGUGAAGCCCAUUGUGGUCUUCUGCUGCUGAAGCCUAUCCACUUCAAGGUUCGGCAUGUGCAUUCAGAGAUGCUCUCUGCAUACCGCUAUUAUAAUGUGUGGUUACUUGAGUUGUUGUUGACUUCCUGUCAGCUUGAAACAGUCUGGGUAUUCUCUGACCACUCUCAUUAACAAGGUAUUUUUGCCCACAGAACUGGCACUCACUAGAUGCUUUUUUAUUGCUUUUUGCAUCAUUCUCUGUAAACUGUAGAGCAGGGGUUCCUAACCUGAGGUCCAGGGACCCCUCAGUUAACAGUAGGGGUCCAUGGCAUAAAAAAGGUUGGGAACCUCCGCUCAUGAGACUGUUAUGUGUGAAAAUCCCAGGAAAUUAGCAGAUUCUGUGAUUCUUGGACCUCCUUGUCUGGUACCAGCAAUCAUUCCACAGUCAAAGUCACUUAGAUCACAUUUCUUCCCCAUUUUGAUGUUUGGUCUGAACAACAACUGAACCACCUGACCAUGUCUACAUAUUUUUAUUCCUUGAGUUGCUGCUACAUCACUGGCUGAUUAGAUAUUUGCAUUAAUGAGCAGGUGUACCUAAUAAAAUGGCCACUGAGUUUAUUACCCCCACAACUAGUGCAUUAUGUACACUUGUGGCUAGUACAUUAUAGGAAAGGUGUGAUAGCAUUACAAAGGGCGUAGAACAAAUUAGCCAGGAUUGUCAGGAAUAUUGAAUUUAAACUGCAUGGAGGUUUGGUUGAAGUUUAUAAAAUUAUGAGAGCCCUAGAGAGUGUGAAUAGGAAAGAUUUUUUUUCUUAUUUGUGUGCUCAGUAGCCUUGCCUGAAUCUAGUAUCCCUAAACAGACACUAUUCUGAAAGGCGUACACAAAAUGCUGGAGGAACUCAGCAGGUCAGACAGCAUCAAUGGAGGAGAACAAUUUCUUCAAUCUCACCAAAUACCACAAUACUAUUGGCAUAAGCUAUCGAUUCUAAUUCUAGUUUCUGUAAUAAAAACACACAAAGGAAAUAAAGGCAUGGAUUAUUUGCAUGUUAAUACCUCA
This is a messenger RNA of Hypanus sabinus (Atlantic stingray), 8523 nucleotides long. It is a transcript of the gene tmem129, whose product is annotated as transmembrane protein 129, E3 ubiquitin protein ligase. Gene Ontology annotation, biological process: protein ubiquitination. The record is from RefSeq and is a predicted model, not a curated record. Gene Ontology annotation, molecular function: ubiquitin protein ligase activity. The coding region runs from base 556 to 1641 and encodes 361 amino acids. NCBI's taxonomy places the organism in Eukaryota, Metazoa, Chordata, Chondrichthyes, Myliobatiformes, Dasyatidae. Gene Ontology annotation, cellular component: membrane; endoplasmic reticulum. The transcript has 4 exons.